This is a messenger RNA of Vombatus ursinus (common wombat), 7350 nucleotides long. RefSeq names its product ADAM metallopeptidase with thrombospondin type 1 motif 9 (gene ADAMTS9). The record is from RefSeq and is a predicted model, not a curated record. Gene Ontology annotation, cellular component: extracellular matrix. Lineage: Eukaryota; Metazoa; Chordata; Mammalia; Diprotodontia; Vombatidae. Gene Ontology annotation, molecular function: zinc ion binding; metalloendopeptidase activity. The transcript is spliced from 40 exons. The coding region runs from base 1 to 5805 and encodes 1934 amino acids. Gene Ontology annotation, biological process: extracellular matrix organization; proteolysis.
AUGCAGUUUGUAUCCUGGGCAGUGGGAUUACUACUCAUGUUACUCGUGUGGGAUCUAUUGGAGAUGACCCUGCAGGCUGCAGCGCUCUCGAAAACGAAACUGCACCCGCGACAAGUUAAACUGUUGGAGAGUCUUGGUGAAUACGAGAUCGUGUCUCCCACCCGAGUGAAUGCCCUGGGAGAAGCUUUUCCCACGAACAUGCACUUCAAAAGAAGACGAAGGAGUAUUAAUUCUGACACUGACCCCUGGCCCGCAGCAACCACCUCCUCCUCUUUCUCUACCUCUUCCUCUUCCCAGGCUCACUAUCGACUCUCCGCUUUCGGGCAGCAGUUUCUAUUUAAUCUCACAGCCCAUGCCGGAUUUAUCGCCCCACUUUUCACUGUCACCCUCCUCGGAGAACCCGGGGUUAACCAAACAAAGUUUUAUGCCGAAGAGGACUCUGAGCUCAAGCACUGUUUCUAUAGAGGACAUGUCAAUACCAAGUCCGAGCACACAGCUGUAAUAAGCCUCUGUUCAGGAAUGCUGGGCACGUUCCGGUCUCAUGAUGGGGACUAUUUUAUAGAACCCCUGCUGCUCCUGGAUGGCCAAGAAUAUGAAGAUGAGCACAACAAGCCCCAUGUGGUUUAUCGGCGAAGCGCUCCUAGCCAAGACUCGGCCGCCAGAAGACGCACCUGUGAGACAAAAGAACAUAAACAUGGCAGCAGAAGGAAGAAAACCCACAUGAGAAAAUGGCAAGACAGGGGCAUGCUGUCAGAUAAUGUGGAGAUAUUAAAAAGCAGGUUGGCAGCAAAACCAUUUUCUGCCCAUGAUAACAAGACUGAGAGCAUGAGCGGGAGAAAGAGCCAUAGGAGGACGAAACGUUUUUUAUCGUAUCCUCGCUUUGUGGAAGUGAUGGUGGUCGCAGACAGCAGAAUGGUUGCCUAUCAUGGAGCGAAUCUGCAACACUACAUUUUAACCUUAAUGUCAAUAGUAGCCUCUAUCUAUAAAGACCCAAGUAUUGGAAAUUUAAUUAAUAUUGUUAUUGUGAACUUAGUCGUGAUUCAUAAUGAGCAGGAAGGGCCAGCCAUAUCUUUUAAUGCCCAGACAACAUUAAAAAACUUUUGCCAGUGGCAGCAUUCAAAAAACUAUCCUGGUGGAAUCCAGCAUGAUACAGCUGUCCUUGUCACAAGGCAGGAUAUUUGCAGAGCUCAUGACAAAUGUGAUACUUUAGGUCUUGCUGAACUGGGGACGGUCUGUGAUCCAUAUCGAAGUUGUUCAAUUAGUGAAGACAAUGGAUUAAGUACUGCUUUUACCAUAGCACAUGAACUUGGCCAUGUAUUUAACAUGCCUCAUGAUGACAACAAUAAAUGUAAAGAAGAAGGAGUUAAAAGUCCACAGCAUGUCAUGGCACCAACAUUGAAUGUCUACACCAACCCCUGGAUGUGGUCCAAGUGUAGCCGGAAGUACAUUACAGAGUUCUUGGACACUGGUUAUGGAGAGUGUUUGCUUAAUGAACCCGAGUCCAGGACUUACCCUCUGCCUCCACAACUCCCAGGCCUCUUUUACAACGUGAACAAGCAAUGUGAAUUGAUUUUUGGACCAGGAUCUCAGGUGUGCCCAUACAUGCAGAUGCAAUGCAGACGACUCUGGUGCAUUAAUAUCGAUGGUGCUCACAAAGGGUGCAGGACCCAGCACACACCCUGGGCUGAUGGGACCGAGUGUGAACCUGGAAAGCACUGCAAGUAUGGAUUUUGUGUUCCCAAAGAACUGGAGGGACCUCGGACCGAUGGAUCAUGGGGAAAUUGGAGUCACUUUGGGACCUGUUCAAGGACCUGCGGUGGUGGCAUCAAAACAGCCACUCGAGAAUGCAACAGACCUGAGCCUCGGAAUGGUGGAAGAUACUGCACAGGUCGCAGAAUGAAAUUUAAAUCCUGUAACACUGAACCAUGUCCUCAUCAGAAGAGGGAUUUCCGAGAUGAGCAGUGUGCCCACUUUGAUGGAAAGCAUUUUAACAUUAAUGGCCUACUUCCCAACGUGCGCUGGGUUCCAAAGUACAGUGGAAUUUUGAUGAAAGACCGGUGCAAACUGUUCUGUAGGGUAGCAGGAAAUACGGCUUACUAUCAGCUCCGAGACCGAGUGGUGGACGGCACUCCCUGUGGACAAGACACCAAUGAUAUCUGUGUCCAAGGGCUUUGUAGGCAAGCUGGAUGUGAUCAUGUAUUAAACUCAAAAGCACGGCGAGAUAAAUGUGGGGUUUGCGGUGGUGAUAACUCUUCAUGCAAAACCGUGGCGGGGACAUUUAAUACCGUACAUUAUGGUUACAACACUGUGGUCAGGAUCCCACCGGGUGCUACCAAUAUUGAUGUGCGACAGCACAGCUUCUCAGGGAAGGCAGAGGAUGACAACUACCUAGCAUUAUCCAGCAGCCAAGGAGAAUUCUUACUCAAUGGUGACUUUGUCGUUACAAUGUCCAAAAAGGAAAUCAAAAUUGGAAAUGCCGUCAUCGAAUACAGUGGCUCAGACAAUGCAGUUGAAAGGAUCAACUCAACAGAUCGGAUUGAGCAAGAGAUUUUGCUUCAGGUCCUCUCAGUGGGCAAUUUGUAUAAUCCCGAUGUGCGUUACACCUUCAAUAUUCCAAUUGAAGACAGCCUUCAGCACUUCUACUGGAACAGCUAUGGGCCCUGGCAGGCAUGCAGUAAACUCUGCCAAGGGGAACGGAAGAGAAAACCUGUCUGCACCAGAGAAUCUGACCAGCUCACCGUUUCAGAUCAAAGGUGUGAUCGGAUUCCUCAGCCAGAGCCAGUCACAGAACCUUGUGGCACUGAGUGUGAAUUAAGAUGGCACAUUGCUGGCAAAAGCGAAUGUAGCGCCCAGUGUGGAUUGGGUUACCGUACUCUAGAUAUCUACUGCGCCAAGUACAAUAGGCCUGAGGGGAAGACGGAGAAAGUGGAUGACAGUUUCUGCAGCAGCCACCCCAAACCAAGCAACCGGGAAAAAUGCUCUGGAGAAUGUAACACGGGAGGUUGGCGGUAUACGGACUGGACAGAAUGCUCCAAGAGCUGUGAUGGCGGAACGCAGAGAAGAAGAGCUAUCUGUGUGGGCCCUCACAAUGACAUCCUGGAUGACAGUAAAUGCAGACACCAGGAGAAGCUCACGGUCCAGAGGUGUCAUGAGUUCCUUUGUCCACAGUGGGAAUCAGGAGGCUGGUCAGAGUGCUUGGUCACGUGUGGAAAGGGGCAUAAGCACCGCCAGGUCUGGUGUCAGUUUGGCGAGGAACGGUUGAAUGAUCGACUCUGUGACCUUGCCACCAAGCCCACCUCGGUGCAGACCUGUCAACAGCAGGAAUGUGCAUCCUGGCAAGUAGGGCCGUGGGGACAGUGCAGCGUGACUUGCGGCCAAGGCUACCAGAUGCGAGCCGUCAAAUGCGUCCUUGGAGCUUAUUUGUCUAUGGUAGAUGAUAAUGAUUGUAACGCAGCAACCCGACCAACAGAUACCCUGGACUGUGAAUUAGUGCCUUGCCAACCUCCACCAGCUGCGCCAGAAGCAAGAAGAAGUGCUAGCGUUCAAAGAACCCAAUGGAGAUUUGGAUCUUGGACUCCAUGCUCGGCCACAUGUGGAAAAGGAACCCGGAUGAGAUACGUCAGCUGUAGGGAUGAUGAGGGCUCAGUGGCAGAUGAGGAAGCCUGUUCUACCCUCCCUAGGCCAUCAGCAAAGGAAGUGUGUGCCGUGACCCCUUGUGGGCAGUGGAAGGCCUUGGAUUGGAGCCCUUGCUCCGUGUCCUGUGGACAAGGUAGGGCGACUCGGCAGGUGGUAUGUGUCAACUACAGCAACCAGGUAGUUGACCAGAGUGAGUGUGACGUGGAUUAUAUCCCAGAAACGGAACAGGACUGCUCCAUGUCACCCUGCCCACGCCACAGCCAUGACCGAGACCUACCCCAGCACCCCUUCCAAAAUAAGGACUAUCGCUCCAGAAGUGCCAACCCCAGCCGCACCCAUGUGCUCAGUGGCAAUCAGUGGAGAACCGGACCCUGGGGGGCAUGCUCUAGUACGUGUGCUGGUGGGUUCCAGCGGCGAGUCGUCGUCUGUCAAGAUGAAAAUGGAUAUGCUGCAAAUGAUUGUGCGGAGAGACUCAAACCUGAUGAGCAGAGAUCCUGUGAAUCUGGCCCCUGUCCUCAGUGGGCUUAUGGCAACUGGGGAGAGUGCACAAAGCCAUGUGGUGGAGGAACACGGACUAGAUUGGUGGCUUGCCAACGUCCCGAUGGGGAAAGAUUUACAGACCUGAGCUGUGAAAUUCUGGAUAAACCCCCAGAUCGAGAGCAGUGCAAUACUCAUUCUUGUCCUCAAGAUGCGAGAUGGAAUUCUGGCCCUUGGAGCUCGUGCUCUGUCUCUUGUGGUCGGGGUCAUAAACAACGAAAUGUGUACUGCAUGGCAAAAGAUGGAAAACAUUUAGAGAGUGAUUACUGUAAGCAUCUGGCUAAGCCUAACGGGCAAAGAAAGUGCAGAGGAGGAAGAUGUCCAAAGUGGAAGGCUGGAGCCUGGAGCCAGUGCUCCGUGUCUUGUGGCCAAGGAGUCCAGCAGAGGAAUGUGGACUGUCGGACUGGAGCCCACAAAACAAGGGAGAGCGAUUGCAACCUGUAUGCCAGACCUGCAUCCGAGCAGACCUGCCACUCCCCGGCAUGUCCACUGUAUACUUGGAGGACAGAGGAAUGGCAAAGUUGUACAAAGACGUGUGGAGCAGGCUCCAGGUAUCGAAAGGUGGUGUGCGUGAAUGGAAACGAGGUUGAGGAACACAGCCUGCACUGUGACCCGAGCCAGCGGCCAGCAGACCAAGAAAGCUGCAGUCUGCAGCCGUGUGAAUACAUCUGGAUCACCGGCGAAUGGUCGGAGUGCUCAGUGACCUGCGGCAAGGGUUAUAAACAAAGGCUAGUUUCCUGUAGUGAAAUUUACACCGGGAAAGAUCAUUAUGAGUACGGCUACCAGAAUACCAUCAACUGCCCAGGCACCCAGCCUCCCAGCAUCCAUCCCUGCUUCCAAAGGGAGUGCCCUGUCUCAGCCACCUGGAGAGUUGGAAAUUGGGGAAGCUGCUCGGUGACUUGCGGAGGGGGAGUGAUGCAUCGCUCAGUGCAGUGCUUAACGAAUGACGACCAGCCAAGCACUCUCUGCCCCAUUGAGUUAAAACCUGAAGAAAGAAGAACCUGCCACAGUAACCACAAUUGUGAGUUACCCAGAAACUGCAAAGAGAUGAAAAGGCUGAAAGGUGUCAUUGAAGAUGGGGAGUAUUAUCUCACAAUCACAGGAAGGAUUCUCAAGGUCUUCUGCGCUGGGAUGCAGUCUGACAAGCCCAAAGAGUAUAUUACGCUUAUCAGUAGUGACUCCGAGAACUUCUCAGAGGUUUAUGGGCACAGACUGCACAACCCCACCGAAUGCCCUUACAACGGGAGCCGGAGAGAAGAUUGCCACUGUCGGAAAGAUUAUACAGCAGCUGGGUUUUCCUCCUUCCGAAAAGUCAGGCUGGAUUUGACCACUAUGCAAAUAAUAACCACAGACUUGCAGUUUGCACGGACCCACGAUGGGCGUCCUGUUCCUUUUGCCACAGCUGGAGAUUGCUACAGUGCUGCAAAGUGCCCACAGGGACGCUUUAGCAUCAAUCUUUAUGGAACUGGCCUGUCAUUAACAGAUGCCUCCAGAUGGGUCUCACAAGGGAACUACGCUGUCUCUGAAAUUAAAAAGUCACCGGAUGGCACCAAAGUCACAGGGAAAUGUGGUGGAUACUGUGGGAAAUGCACGCCAUCCUCUGGAACUGGCCUGGAGGUGCGAGUGCUCUGACAAUGGUGCUCUAAAAAGGAAACCAUUAUGGGAUGGAUGAAGGAUCAUAAUGCAAUACCUCCACCUUAAAUUUGGUUGUGUGUGCAUGUGUGUGUGUGUGUGUGUGUGUGUGUGCAUGAAGACUUAUGUAUGUGAGUGUGUGUGUGUGUGUGUACAUAAACAUAUAUAUAUAUGUGGAAUAUCCUAAUGAUGUAAAGUUUAAUAUUUAUGUUUAAAAUUAUUUAUUGUGAUUUAAUAUUUUUGUACGUAAAAUGUUUCUAUCGUGGCUGCUUCUGCGCUCAUUUCGUCCUUUGCAGUCAAACUACUGCAUUUUACGUACUCUACAUCAUAUGUAGUUCUGUGACAAAGUGCUCUUGUAUUAUUAUCACGGUACAUUAUGGUUUACUUUCAAUCUGUACAUUGUUUGUAUUGAAACUUUUUUAUUGUAAUUUUUUUUAAAAAAGCAAAACCACACUCCUCUUAAGGUGCUACAUGAUCACGUAUUUUUUUUUUUUUUUUGGCAUUUUAAUUGAAUGGUUUCUAGGAAAAUAGCAGUUCGUACUUAAAGCAGUAAGUAACAGACUGGUAUCACAGAAUAUACAGGCUUUUAAUUAUGUCAAGUCCAUGUUCAAUUUCACAUGCUCUCUGUGAAAAGCAACCAUGUUGGUGCUAACAUAUGUUUUUCAGUGAUGUUUAGGAUUAGAAUAGAGAAGAUAGACCCAAAAAUGGAGGAGUGGAAGGAAAACUUGGGAUGGACAAAAAAAUCAUUUUGAUAAAAUGAAAUGAUCAAAUGUUUAUCCUAUUGUGAACAUCUACUUUUUUUUUUAAGUGAGUAGAAUCCGUCCUUUUUCUGUCAUUAAUCACUCACUACUUUGCUUCUGCACAUGGUGCCUUGAUUUCCCUGCAAAUCGAAAUGGAGGUUGAUGGAGCUGCCACAAUCCAGAAUGCCAGGAAAACGAAUGUGGUCAGAUGGUUUUGCCAAUAGAACCUAAAAAUAUGAGCUAAUUAGCAGAGUGCUCCCUCCCCCACUGACCAGUGUGAAAUCAGUGGCUGGUGAAGGGUGGCGUGCUAAAGAACAGAACCAGUGAUGUGGGUCAUGUAUAUUGUAUAGUGUCUAUUUUUAUUUAUAUCCUUGCCCAUAUCCUGAUCUUUGGGCCCUUGGAUCACUGGGGACAAUCCAGGUUCCCUGGAUGCUCUAAAGGGUUAGAGUUUAUAAGCAAAAGGAGGCUAUGGAGUCCAAGAUGAUCACUUUUCAUUAAUGAACUGUGCAAGACUUCUCCCGGAUAUGGAUGUGCCAAAGACUUGGUGUUUGUUCUUCUGUAUGUACAUUCUGACCAGAAGAAAGACAAUAUCACCAGGGCCUUCAUGUAUAGGACCUUUGGGUUGAGAUUUCUUUCCUUGAUUCCAAGGACCAAAGAGAUAGGAAAAGUUGGACAGUUUUCUCCAAGCCCAAGCAAAACUUCAGGGAAAAUUAUACUCCAUGUAUGUAUGUGUUAUUUUCCAUUAUUAAGGCAUUAUUAAAAUCUAUUAUGAAUAAAUACGGUGACCACAUCCAACCAUUCACAA